UGGAUCAGGCCUGUAUGGACCCCAGGCGCAAGGAACUGGUUGAAUACUUACAGAACAGCCUAGCAAUUCUGGCAGAAACAAUUGAACGGGCAACAGGUGCAGCAGAAAAAUUAGGAGCUGUCCAUCAGGAGGCUCGCAUGAGUCGGGCCACAGAAGUGAUGGUGCAACAUGUGGAGAACCUGAAACGGCAUCACCUGAGGGAGCAUGCAGAAUUGGAGGAUAUGAAGAGGCUGAUCCAGCAGAACUCCCGAAACCGGCAGUUAGCAGAAAACAGGGAUGAUGGUGAGCAGAGACUGAAGUAUCCUCUAGCACGAAUUUUUCAGCAGGGUUCAGCUCGGCGUCGAGUCAGCAUUGCAGUUUUACCCAGACAGCUGAUGUGGGAAGAAGUUUCCCCCUCUGUAACGAAAGAAUCAUCAGCCAAGAAUCAUCCAUGCUGUCAGCCCUUUGAGCAGUUUCAUAGCUCUGAAAAUGGGCACAGCCUUGAGGGAGAAGUAGUUAAGCCAACAACAGUCAAAGAAGAAAAUCCAGAAAGUCAGUCCCAUUUCUCCCAAGAAGACGCUGCAGAGAAUCACCCAAUCCUGCAUCCAAGCCCUUCCAUCUUCUCCCAGCAAAGCCUGCAAGGAGCAAAUAGCAGCCACUCUAGCAGGGAAAGAAGCCAUUGCGCAGAAGGGAGAGACUCAGAACUUAGGAACAGAAGCCACACUGGCAAAAGUCUAGAAGAUUCCAAUGAAGGACUGGGUACAGAGGAGGCAAAUAAGGCAUGUGAAGAACUGGAAGAAAAUGCUCUGCUGGCCAAAAGUUCUAAACUGGAGCUUUCCAGAGCCUGGUUCUCUAUACCUACCUACUACCUGGUUUUAUUAUGGAUGUUUUUCCUGGGGAUUGCUUGCCUUGUUCUAAUCUGGAUCGUGGAGCUGCAGAAACAAUGUUCAUUUACAACCUCUGAUUGUUAGACACAGAAGGCACAGAACUUUGCAUCAUCAAGAUCAGACUUUGGACAAAUAAAAAAGGAAAACAAUA
Candoia aspera is the source of this 1017-nucleotide messenger RNA. Its product is annotated as inositol 1,4,5-triphosphate receptor associated 1-like. The transcript is spliced from 9 exons. The record is from RefSeq and is a predicted model, not a curated record. Lineage: Eukaryota; Metazoa; Chordata; Lepidosauria; Squamata; Candoiidae. Gene Ontology annotation, cellular component: endoplasmic reticulum membrane. Bases 15 to 950 code for a protein of 311 amino acids.